AUGGCUAUUGGGUUGGUCACUUUGGUGGUUGUGACUGUGGUAUCGCUCUGGUUCUACGCCAACUACAUUUUCGAUGAGGAUGCCGCCCGCGCCUUGACAGCCAGGAAGAAGCCUGUCUCGACUGAGAUUAUUUCUUUGCGCAUCUACCCCAUCAAGUCAUGCCGUGGCAUCGAGGUUCAGGACACUAAGCUUCACAGGACUGGAUUGGAUCUGGAUCGCCAGUGGAUGUUCGUUGACGCAAAGACCCGCCAAUUCUUGACUAUUCGCUCCGACCCUACCAUGACUCUUAUUGAUACUGGACUCAGUGGAGACGGCAAGGGCAAGUGGACCGAACUGCAUGUCAGCAUUCACAAUACCGACAAGCACGUCAAGAUACCUUGCUAUCCUACCUCCGAAUGGCUGGAGCAGAACACCAAGCUCACCAAGGUUGAGAUCUGGGGCCAGGAGACAGAUGGCUGGGAGUACAGCGCCGAGAUCAACGCUAUCUUCAGCGAGUACUUCAAGAAGCCUGUUGCAUUGAUCUACAAGGGUCCCACUCCCAGAAUUGCUGGCGGAAACGCCACUCCUGAUCUCUAUGGCAAGGAGCAACAGCAUCACUUUGCCGAUCUCAUGAGCAUUCAAAUUGCUUCGGAGGCUUCUCUCGCCGAUCUCAACUCAAGACUCGAGGCCGCUGGCCACGAUCAACUCACCAUCGAGCGCUUCAGACCAAACAUCAUCGUCAAGGGAACCUCAGCUUGGGACGAGGACAGCUGGAAGAAAGUGUCGAUUCGUACCACUGAUCACGCACGCGAAGCAAUCUGGAGAACCAACCUCGACGUCCUGUGCCACUGUGCUCGCUGCCAGGUACCCAACGUCAACCCGGACACUGCUGAGAAGCAUGCACACGAGCCUUGGGACACACUCAUGAAGUUCAGACGUAUCGAUCAGGGUGGAGUGGCAAAGUACAAGCCUUGCUUUGGUAUGCUGUGCGUCCCUACGAGCGAGAAUCCCAUCGCUGUAGGUGCUGCUCUCGAAGUCGUAGAGCGCACAGAGAAGCACUUGUACAACACAUCCAGAUUUGAGGAUCUGUAG
Messenger RNA from Aureobasidium namibiae CBS 147.97, 1071 nucleotides. Its product is annotated as MOSC-domain-containing protein. The transcript has a single exon. The coding region runs from base 1 to 1071 and encodes 356 amino acids. NCBI's taxonomy places the organism in Eukaryota, Fungi, Ascomycota, Dothideomycetes, Dothideales, Saccotheciaceae. Gene Ontology annotation, molecular function: pyridoxal phosphate binding; molybdenum ion binding; catalytic activity. The record is from RefSeq and is a predicted model, not a curated record.